ACACGCACACACCCCGCGGGCCCCGCAGCUCCCGCCCGGGCCGGAUCCGAGCCGCCGGGGCUGCCUCAUGUGACCGGGGCAGAGGAGGAGCCGGGGCGGCCGGAGGAGCUGCGGGAGGAGCGGCCGAGCCCCGCCGCCGCCGCCAUGCGGCCCUGGGCGCUGCCGCUGCUGCUGGGCGCCAUCGGGACCGGCGGGACCCCGGCGCGGAACGUGCUGCUGCUGCUGGCCGACGACGGCGGCUUUGAGAGCGGCGCCUACAACAACUCUGCCAUCCGGACACCGCACCUGGACGCGCUGGCCCGGCGCAGUGUGACCUUCCAGAACGCCUUCAGCUCCGUCAGCAGCUGCUCCCCGAGCCGGGCCAGCAUCCUCACCGGCUUACCGCAGCACCAGAAUGGGAUGUAUGGGCUGCACCAGGACGUGCAUCACUUCAACUCCUUCGAUGGCGUGCAGAGUCUGCCCCGGCUGCUCAGCCAAGCACGUGUGAGGACAGGCAUCAUUGGGAAGAAGCACGUUGGGCCUGAGGCUGUCUACCCCUUUGACUUCGCCUACACAGAGGAGAACAGUUCAGUCUUGCAGGUUGGGAGAAACAUCACCCGAAUCAAGGAGCUCGUCCGGCGGUUCCUGCAGAGCCAGGAUGAGAGACCUUUCUUCCUGUACGUCGCCUUCCACGACCCCCACCGCUGCGGCCACUCCCAGCCCCAGUUCGGGGCCUUCUGUGAGAAGUUUGGCAACGGAGAGAGCGGGAUGGGCUGGAUCCCUGACUGGAAGCCACAGCUGUACCACCCAGAGCAAGUGCAGGUCCCUGGCUUUGUCCCAGACACACCGGCUGCCCGGGCAGACCUGGCAGCUCAGUACACAACCAUCGGGCGCAUGGACCAAGGGAUCGGGCUGGUGCUGGAGGAGCUGCGCCACGCUGCCUUCCUCAACAGCACCCUGGUCAUCUUCACCUCUGACAAUGGCAUCCCCUUCCCCGGUGGCAGGACCAACCUCUACCGCUCAGGCACCGCCGAGCCGCUGCUCAUCUCCUCCCCCGAGCACCCUGAGCGCUGGGGGCACGUCAGCCAGGCCUUUGCCUCCCUCCUAGAUGUGACGCCGACCAUUCUGGACUGGUUCUCCAUCCCCUACCCUUCGUACAGCAUCCUGGGCGGGAGGCGGGUGCAGCUCACCGGGAAGUCUCUGCUGCCAGCGCUGGAGUCGGAGCAGCCCUGGGCCACGGCCUUCAGCAGCCAGAGCCACCACGAGGUGACCAUGUACUACCCCAUGAGAGCCAUCCAGCACCAGCAGUUCCGCCUCGUUCACAACCUCAACUACAAGAUGCCCUUCCCCAUCGACCAGGACUUCUACGUCUCGCCCACCUUCCAAGACCUGCUGAACCGCACCAGGGCCGGGCAGCCGACGCACUGGGACAAGACCCUGCACCAGUACUACUACAGGGCUCGCUGGGAGCUGUUCGACUGCAGCCGCGACCCAGCCGAGAGGCAGAACCUGGCGCCCGACCCCAGCUACGGCCCCGUCCUGCAGCGGCUCCGCACGCGGCUGCUGCAGUGGCAGCGGGACACGGCUGACCCCUGGCUCUGUGCCCCCGACGCCGUCCUGGAGGAGAAGCUGAGCCCCCAGUGCCAGCCGCUGCACAACGAGCUGUGAGCAUCCCUCUGCCUGGCACAGGGCACGAGGGGAGCUGAGCAGGGUCCCUGGGUGACCUCUGCAUGGCAAACAGCGCCUGGCCCUGGAGCGCUAGGGGACCUUUGUGCCUUCCUUUUCAUCCAGAGGAGCUGUAGGACCAAGCUGCUGCUCAAUAAAGCCUCUGGAGGACA
Molecule: messenger RNA, 1817 nt
Organism: Colius striatus (speckled mousebird)
Lineage: Eukaryota; Metazoa; Chordata; Aves; Coliiformes; Coliidae
Gene: SGSH
Product: N-sulfoglucosamine sulfohydrolase
Exons: 8
Coding region: 145-1647 (500 amino acids)
Biological process (GO): heparan sulfate proteoglycan catabolic process; glycosaminoglycan catabolic process
Molecular function (GO): N-sulfoglucosamine sulfohydrolase activity
Source: RefSeq, a predicted model, not a curated record